This is a messenger RNA of Bactrocera latifrons, 5865 nucleotides long. RefSeq names its product 205 kDa microtubule-associated protein (gene Map205). The record is from RefSeq and is a predicted model, not a curated record. The transcript is spliced from 2 exons. Bases 285 to 4445 code for a protein of 1386 amino acids. Lineage: Eukaryota; Metazoa; Arthropoda; Insecta; Diptera; Tephritidae.
UGUGUUCUUCGGUCGGUUUUGAAAUCUCCACAGUGCGAAAAGUGCAGCAAAUUUGUGAAGACUUAUACAGAAAGAUUAUUGGGGAAAAAGUUGGAAAUAUUAAAUUUAAACGGGGAACAUUGAGCAAUUUUUGAACUGUAUGUGUUAAAAAUUAGUGUGACGUUUAAUUCUUUAAAUUCAGACAAAGAUUAUAGUCCGAGCUGAGAAGGAAAGAGAAUAAGGUCCAGUAGGCGUGAACAAAGUAAAAAGGAAUAAGAAAGUACGGAUAAAAACGUUACGUUAAAAUGGAGCACGAGGAUAAUGCGCAUUUGGACAAUUUUUUGCAAAAUUCUCAACAUUUAAUGGAGAAUUUGCAGAUGGAUAGUGGUGAUGGUGUGUGUGAUAAUGUUGCUGUAGAUGAGAUUGGUGGAAAAUUUGAGGUGCAUGAAGAGCAUGAUGAAGAGGAAUGGAAAUAUAUCAAAGAAGGGCAGCAGAGCGAAAAGCAACAGCAACAGCAGCAGUUGAAAGCCAGUGUGGCUUGUAAAAACGUGGAAGGCGUAGAGGAAGUUGGCAACGGGCAUGGAUAUGGAUACGAGCAUGAUGAUGUCGGUGCCGAUAUACUUUUGCUAGACCAUCACGAAGUUGGUAACGGUGUCGUUGCCAUUUCAGCCGCAGUUGACGCAGACGCUGACAAUGCCGCAACCGGCAUUGAAGAGAAUGAAGAAGUCGACGUAGAAGUAAUAAAAAAUGAUGGUGAUUUUUCAACAACUUCAAAUACUACCUCUACAGCCGGUGAAGACGGCUAUGCAGAUACCGGUGUGUUGCAAGUGCAAAUGCAAAUUGAACAUAUACCACAAGGGCAAUUAAUACCAAAACAAGUUGAAGAUCUGUUGGAAGAAGGUACUAAUACAGGAAGCAUGGCGGAUGAGACCGAAGAAGACGACCCUAGUUCGUUAGCAACCAAUAAUACUAAUCGAACAAAUAGCCUUAGUGAGAGUGCUCCACAGCAGGAAUUACAACAAAUACCGAUAGAAGGCAAUAUUAUAAAGAGUGAUGAUUUUUCAAAUGAGGACAAGGAAAAUAACGUUCCAUCACUUACAAAUGCCCAUGGUGAUAUUCCAUUCGUGGAAACAACUGGAAAUAGUGAUUACGAAUCGGAAAUGCACUCUCAAUUAAAUCCGAAUGCAAUAGAAUUUGUUCCAAGCUUUGGAUCAAACCCUACUUCUCCAACUAUCGAUAAUAAAGAAUUUGUUGUUGAAGAAGAUGUUUCAAAUAGGGUUGAGGAAAUACCAACACAACCAAACUCACUUCCACGGCACCUACUGGGCGAUGAUGAUUUUGUUGCUCAGAGCCCACGCAAGGGAAGUGCUGAAUCCAACUUGGACGCAAUUGCUUUACCAGAAGAAAAUGAUUUUGAACACGAAGCUGCAAAACGCCCGCAUGAAUUGGAACAAGAAGACGAUUUGAUUGGUGUGGGUUCGGUAGAGCACUCACAACAGGAUCCUCAAUUAAUUCAAGAACAUUUGGAAAGUCACAAUAGUUAUGGCGAGAAUAUACUUGAAUUAGAAAGAAAUGCAAAUGAAUAUUGUUCAGAUAUACUCAGUCAAUCGCCAUUAAACUUAAUCGAUCAUGGUCCCGAGACUUCUGUCGAUUUAGAUACAGACUCACAACCGGUUGAUGUUGAAAAAAUAGACGAAACGCAUGAGAACCCUAAAGAAAAUGUUGAAAUUAUCGAAGAUGUAUUUAAUACGGUACAACCAUUACCAAUAGAUUUGAACAGCUCAUUUGUUGAGGAAUCAUCGCAUCAAGGAUCUGCCACUGAGGGGAAAGAGUUGCUUGAUGUAGACGAAAAAGAAAAUAUUUCGCAUUCGCCGUCUACGGAAGAGAUGCAAAUGAACUUGCAAAACGAAUUACAUUCCUCAGUGAAGGAUAUUCCACAAAUUCCGAUCGAUAUGGACAAUGUUGCAAAUAUGCAAGACUCCUUUUAUGUAGAAAGUACUUCCUCUGAAGCGCGUAAUCAACUUGCACCGGGUAUCGACUUUACUUCCGUUGAUGAACCGAAUUUGUAUAAUGACGAAAUUCAAAUCCCUAAUGUGGAGGAACAAUCAUCUGUGAUCGAUGAUCCUUCAUUUGAAAGUGUCCGACACUCUGUACCUAACACUUUCGAAUGUGAGCCAGGUACUGUUUUCGAUGCUUCGCCUACGUCUUUGAAUAUAUUCGCACCAGAGUUUACACCUACACAGAAAUCAAUCGAUGCUGAUAUGAUAUCACCUUCACCUGUAUCAACUGAAGAGAAACACCUAAUCGAAGAAACCAAAGAACAAACAACCUUAAGUGAAACCACAGAAGACCUUGAGCAAAAAAUGGAUGAUUUAAUAAUAUCUUCAAAUGAUGGAAUCCUCUCACAGGUAGAGGAGGUUGCACAAACAGCAGCUAACAUCGUUGAAAGUCUGAAUCCAUUUGCUGCUUCAGAACCCGAACAAGACACAUCGCUUGAACAGCCACCAAUUGAAGUGGAACAUGCAUUUUCAGCAUUUUCAAACGAACUGCAGCCAGAUGCUGGCUUUUCGCAGCAAAACGAACAAAGCUACCACAACGAACCACAAGAGCAACAACACUCACAGGAGGAAACAGCAGAGUCCACAUUUGAACAUCACGAAGACAAUUUAUUAUUGACAAAGCCAGAAGAUGAACAACCACUAGUAGCGUCCCCUGUAAAAUUGGAGUCUGAAUUAAAUGGAUUUGAGGAGCACAUACCAGCUUCCAUAUCUGUGGAAACCUCGAAUCCUGCUCCAUUUGAGCCAGAGCCAGUAGAUUUAUCAGUUGAACCAGUGCAUGAAGAGGCUCAUGUGGAACUGGUAGAGUCCCCAGUUGCUGAGCCUGCACAUGAAGAGACUCAUGUGCAACUGGUAGAGUCCCCCGUUGCUGAGCCAGAAUAUGCGGCUGUCCCUGAGCCAGAAAUCAAAGCUGUGCCAGAGCCAGAAGUACAAUCAGUUUCUGAGCCAGAGCUUAUGAUGCAGCCAGAGUCGGAGGCACUCCAUUCUGAGCCUGUAAAUGUAUUAUUUGAGAGCAGUAAUUUUGAUGCAAAUGUUUCGGCUGUGGCUGAACCAAUUUUAGAAACUUCAGAUCAGCCCUCGGUGCCUACUCAUUCGGAAACCACUAUAGAGUCAGCUGCUAAUGAAACCACACCAUCAGCUGUUGAAGAAGCCGUGAUUGCUGCUGCUGCUGUAGGUGCACUGGCAGCUACAGCUGGCGCCGUGAAAGCUGCGGCAGAUGCUCGCAAAAAACCAGAGGUUAAACAGACUCGUACUCCAACUUCGACGAAAACCAAGGCUAUCGAUGUCAAAAAGGCUGCAGAACCAGCUAAAAAACCGAUUGGCAAAACCACUCUUUCAACGGUGUCUGCCGCUAGACCACGUACUGCUCCGGCUAAGACGGCUGCUACCGCUGAGAAAAAACCGGCUACAACUAAAUUGUCAGCUAAUACUGCUGCUCGCAAGCCUCUAACGUCUACCACUGCAGCGUCUCGCACAGUUACUAAGACAACAACUACAACACGCCCAACGACAGCUCCCACUGCUGCUAAAUUGACUGCUUCUCGUACCACUACCUUGUCUACUGCACGUCGUUCUGCACCAACUACUACAGGGGCAUCGACGACUGUUUCCAAUGGCACAACCACAGCCAAGCCCAAACCAACCAGCAGUGCACCUACUAAGCCAACAACUUUGGGUCUCUCGGGUACAACCAAACCGAAGUUGUCAUCACCUCGCACCACUUUAACAUCGCAACUACGCAAGGCUCCAACUACCACAGGUACUGGUCUAGCUACGACUAAAAGUCCUCUUAAGACUACAGCACCAACGGCUAACGGCGUAACUAAAAGUUCGACCACUACAACUGCUGCAAGUCGUGCUAAGAGUUCGACUUCAACUUCUACCACUACAACAACCACAACAACUAAGACUUUUACUGCUCGCCCUGCUCCGAAGACUACGCAUUCAUCGACAUUAUCAUCGACUACGACACGCCGCACUGUAGGCAGUGCAUCGAUUAGUGCAACAGCUGCAAAAACCUCCAGCAGUACGUUGCAGAAAAAGACUCCACCGGGACCUACUACUAGACCAUCAACAGCUGGCAAAACCUCACUUUCACCUACGAAAACGACAAACUCACUUCUGAAAGCGAAAACCAAAGAUGUAACUAAGAAAGCAGUAACUCCAACUAAAUCAUCAAAUCUAUUAAAAAAUAAGCCUACCGUAGAACAGACAAAAACAAAUGGUACUGCUGCUCUAGGAGCAGAAGAGCCUACUAUUAUUCAACCGGAGCAAACACCCCAUUUGAACGGUAAAGGAGACGGUGACGCUUUGCAACUGAUAGAGAAUGGUAUUCAUAAACUUGAGCUAGAGAAUGGUGAAGAUCCCCUAUUGGAGCAGCAUAUACAGGCAUCUCUGAUCGAUGCUUAAAGGGAAGGAACAGAAAGAAGACUUUGUAUUUUUUUAAAGUGCAGUAAGCAAAAUGAAGAAAUGUUAGAUCAAAGAAAGCGAUCGUCGUCAUUUAAUAAUAUCUAUUUUUGUGGGGGAACUUACCUUUGGACAAGUAGACAUAAUGCACAAGGUACUUGGUAGAAAGCAGUGGAGUGGUAGGUAAAAGCAGCUGCGCAUAAUUUUUAUAAUUUUAUUGCUGCGCAGAUUGCUAUUCACAAUUAAAACAAAUAAAAUCAGAAGAGUAUUUUGAUGGAGGAAAAUAAUAUUUUAGACGAACUUUGAUAAGAAAGAUGAGAUUCAAUAAGAGAUAGUAGAAAUUCACAUGAUACGCGAAUAAUUCUCGAUAGUGGAGUACGAAUGUGACGGUGGCGAAACGAACAAAAACUAUAAAAUUAAAUAAUUGCAUAUUUUCAACGAAAAUAUUUUCAAUUUAAAUUAAAAUACAUAUGCAGUGGUCAUUGGUGUUGGCCAAAUUGCGAUAGACUCUGCAUGAAUGCAAAAGUGCACAUCCCAAAUAUAUAUGUUUUUGAUAUAAUCGCUUGAAAGUAAUCUUCGUCAAGUUGCAUGGUUCUCGAAAGUGUUUACCUUUUCAAAAAAGGGAACACAUUUUUAAUGUGUACUUGUUUAAUUUUUAUUAUACUUUUUUUGUUUUGAAUAGUUCGGUGUCUAAUGUUUUCAAUUAUUAUUUUUUUUUUUUUGCUGUUUUAUAAUCGGAUAAGACUUCUAUGGCGAAUAUUGUCAUUUACACUGAUUUUYCACUCCUUUUAUUGCAUACCCAUAUUUAAAGACAAAAAUAUUUAUUGUUUCAGUUAUUUUUUUAUACUCAUUAUCAUCCAUGGAUUGAUGUUGGAAUGCUCAUCGUUAAUUAUUAUGUUUUGAUGUUUAUCAUAGUAAUUUUUUACUUUUGUCAUUUAUUUAAAUAGUAGAUUUUGUGCUGGUGAAUGUAUGGAAAAGACGAAAAAUGAAAUAAAAAAUCAUAAAAUUUAUGAAAAAGCUAAAGAAAAAAAUUUCUUAUUACCACUUUGUGAGCCAGUAGUUUUUGGCCUAACAACGACAACUAAUAAUACGCAAAAAAAAAUUAAAAAAUAUUAAAUGCAAAACAUAAGCAGAACAAAAAAAUAAAUAAAAUAUAUUAAAAAAAAAAAAUGUAUGCGCGAAAUGCGUCAUAAGUAAAAACAUACGAAGUGAAAUUAUCUUUUAUACACAUACAUACAUAUGUAUAUGAAUAUCUAUUAAACAUUAGAUGGCAUGCGAAAGAUCUUUUAAUCUUCAAUCACAUUAACGAUCGAAUUGUGCAUUUUUGAUAUAUUUUUGUACUUCAUUAUUCUGUUCCUGUUUACAAUAUGUGAGUAAAUGUAUAACACAAAAAAACGAAGCAGUAUACUUAAUUAUAAAUAAA